Spathaspora passalidarum NRRL Y-27907 is the source of this 1938-nucleotide messenger RNA. Its product is annotated as protein-lysine N-methyltransferase. Gene Ontology annotation, molecular function: protein-lysine N-methyltransferase activity. Gene Ontology annotation, biological process: peptidyl-lysine monomethylation. Gene Ontology annotation, cellular component: nucleus. Lineage: Eukaryota; Fungi; Ascomycota; Pichiomycetes; Serinales; Debaryomycetaceae. The record is from RefSeq and is a predicted model, not a curated record. The transcript has a single exon. Bases 1 to 1938 code for a protein of 645 amino acids.
AUGUCCUCAACUUUAGCUACCAAAGUAGAUUCUCUUGUGGAAUGGUUAGAUACCAAUUCCCAUUGGAGAGAAGAUCUCAUUAUAAAAGAGUCACAGUAUGGCGGAUUAGGUGUGUUUUACCUGGAACAGCCCGAAGAAGAGUUUGAUCCAUUACUUCUUAGAAUACCUAAGACCAACUUGUUGGCACCCAAGAACUCAUUCAUAUAUAACUUGCUUGAAGAAUACGAGCCUGUCAAUCCUGAACUAGUAAUUUCCGAAGGUGUGUACGCAUUAGUUGUGAGUUUCAUCUAUGAGCAUUCAAUCAAGCAUAAUUCACCCUGGUUCGAGUAUAUUGAAUCUAUGGAUAUUAAACUGUCAGAAAUACCGAUUUGUCUUUGGGAUGAAGCUGAUAAGGCCAAUUUAGCCAAUACCGAAGUUGAUCUUUUGAAUAUGUUAGAUCCUAAGGAGUUGAUUGAUUUUUACAUUGAAGUAUUGCAUUUUGCCGAUGUUAACAAGACGUUCGUUGUUAUUCCUCAAGUGUUGGAUAUUCCUACUGAGCACUUUUCACAUGUGGAUAUUCUCGAAAAGCACAAGGACAAGUUGGUAUUAUUUGGGAAAUUCCUUCAGACUGCCAUUUCGCGGGCGUUUGAAGUUGAUAAUUAUUAUGGAUUGGCUUUGGUUCCUGCUGCGGAUAUUUUCAAUCAUAUUGAACCGGAAUUGGUGAAUGGUAAAGUCAAGGGGAGAGAGGAUAUUCAUUUUGUCUGCGAUGAGAGUGUUUGUGGGAUUUGUGGGGAGCUGGCAUGUGAUCAUGAGGAUAGUGAUGACGAGGAUAUUGAGAAUAAUGACAUGGAAGAGGAUAUGGAAUACGAGAAUGGCGAUGUCCAAGAUAGUUCAGCUGGUGAAGGUGAGUUGUCUAGUGAAGAGUCAGCGGAAGAUGAUUCUGAUAACGGGGAAGAACACUUGGCUCAUUCGGAAGAAGAAGAAGAGGAAGAAGAAGAAGAAGAAGAAGAAGAAGAAGAAGAAGAAGAAGAAGAAGAAGAAGAAGAAGAAGAAGAAGAACCAAUCAAAGAACUUACGAUGGAACAUAUUUACGAACUUGAAGAAGAACUAUUUAAUGAAGUAGACACCGACCUUGACCCGGAAGAAGUGUCCACUGUAUCUGAUGAAGAAAUCCAAGUAGACAAUGGAAGAAUGGCCGAUUUGGCCCAAGAACUUUCUGACGCAUCCAAAUGUUGUGAUGUUGUAUUGGUGCGUCGUCCUGAGGCAUCUACAGAAUUAUUCAAUUCUUAUGGAAAUGAACUCUCCAAUGCGUACUUGUUGCAAAAGUAUGGAUUUAUAAGCAAGGAGAAUGUCAACGACAGUUGUAUACUCUCUGUGCAAUUCUUUAAACAGAUUAAAAGUUUAAAGGAAAAGCUAAAUACUGAAAAGCGGAGAGAAAUUGAAGAGAAGAUCGAGUGGUUGGAGAAGUUGGGGUAUGAUCUCAUUAAUCAGAUCCUUGCAGGUGAUCAUGAUAGAGAGCAUGAGCACGAACAUGGUCAUGGUCAUGGUCAUGGUCACGAUCACGAUCACGAUGAUGAAUGUGAAGAUGACUGUCAAGACGAUUGUUGCCAACCUCAAGAAUUCCCCGAAUCAUGGCCAUUAAGUAUUCGCAUCAACUUCAAUGGUGAAUGCACACCUCAAACAUACGCCAUUUUAAAACUCCUUGAAUUGAAAUAUGUUCAUUUCAAAUAUAAACUCUUGUCAACCACAAAAGAACGGAAAUUGAUUCCGAGAAUCAAGAAGCUCCUCUUGACUCAUAGUCCCCAAGAAUUGGCAACAUACAAUAAACGAGUAAGCGCUUGGUGUCAAGCGAGAAUUGACCGUUACCCCGCCCUAACUUUGAGUAAACAUGAACAAUUGAUUGAUUCGAUGAAAUCUCAAGAAAUUCGCAUUUUGCAAAAGUUUAUACAUAGUUCAUAG